AUGGCGACGAUGCUGGGUGGAGUGGGGCCCGACAUGACUCCGGUCUCCGGGUCUACGGUGUCUGCAGGAAUCAUGGCGACCUCCGCUCCUCUGAUACGGGACAAGGUUUCAGAAGUGCGAGUGAAACAACAAGUGUCGGCUCCCAGUUACUUCGUGUCGCUGAGUGGAAAUGCUGCACCACCAUUCCGAAGCCCGGGCAAGGAGGCGCGCCCGAGGAUUCUUAUAGGCACCAUCAUGAGCGAGCGGGACGCUGUAGAGAUGGUGGCGGCGGCCAACGCCCCUUUCGGACUUUGGAAAUAUAUCUAUAACUUUGUAGUGGAAAAAAAUAUUACAGAAAACUUCAAUCUGUCCGAACGUCAGUUCCUUACGAGUCUUGUGUGUGAGGUGACGGACUACGCGGCGCAGCGCGACUUCAGCGCGUUAAAGCUCGCGUUACUCAUCACGCUCUACCUCGACACGCACAAGUACUUCAAGUGGUACUAUUGGCUGUCUCCGCGCGAGCUGUGGUCGUACUUCUUCGAAAACCUGAUACGUCUCACCAUUGAGAACUCCCCGGACGGCCAGGAAGUGUUUGAGCCUGAAGAGAGCUACGACGUCCUGACGCACUUCCACGCCGCGUACGUGAGCAACCUGCCGCUCGUGCACAUAGCCACCUUCGGCGCCACUCGCCUGCGGCUCAGCUGGCCCUUCAAACGCAAGUAG
Messenger RNA from Cydia amplana, 702 nucleotides. RefSeq lists its product as uncharacterized. The transcript is spliced from 6 exons. Bases 1 to 702 code for a protein of 233 amino acids. Lineage: Eukaryota; Metazoa; Arthropoda; Insecta; Lepidoptera; Tortricidae. The record is from RefSeq and is a predicted model, not a curated record.